Messenger RNA from Oldenlandia corymbosa var. corymbosa, 2669 nucleotides. The record is from the annotation of a GenBank genome assembly. Lineage: Eukaryota; Viridiplantae; Streptophyta; Magnoliopsida; Gentianales; Rubiaceae.
UAAUUAUGGGACGGAGGGAGUAUGUUGGAAUGGAACAAAUAAUAAUAAUAAAAUAUGAAAAAACCAUUAAAAAAAAAACAACAACAACCAAACAGAGCCUUAAGUUUUAACCACGGAAAUCCCAACCAAAUUUCAUACCAUUAUUCUCCUGCCUUUUUUCUCAAAUAUAUAUAUAUUUUUUGGGCUAGAUAUACGAAUUUAAGUCCUUUUAACAAACGAACCGGUGACGUAUUAUUACAUGGUGUGUUGGUGCUGAAAGCGGCCGGUUUAUUUAUUUAUUUUGUUGUUGAUAAAUUAGAUAACUAACUGGCCGUGUUAAUUGCUGAUAAAUCCUAUUCCGAAUUCGGAACCCAACUCUUUAGCGUGAAAAUUAAGCGCAACCGGUCGUCGUUUGAUCCUAGGUGUAUAUGUAUUCAUAUUGCAAGCUUCAUUCUCUAUCAUCAAGACCGGGUUACGCUAGCAGAUCACAACUGUGAAGUUCUGGGAAGCAGGUUGACAAUCCCGGCGAAUUUGGCGGUCUGAAAAAUCCAAUCUUGAUGGAGAAACCCGUUGAAGCCUCUGAUGAAAACCCGGUGAGCAAUAAGCUAUCUACUACUUAUUUUCUUCCCUUUUCUUUUCUUUUUUUUUUUUUUGACAUUACAUUUGCUAAUCUUAUUAACUGUUAUUGGAUAUGGUAUGGGAAAACAGCUCAUUGAGGAUCGGAUUAGUCAGCUGCAUCAUGACAUUCUUGUUCGUAUCAUAUCUUUCUUGACGUUGAAAGAAGCUGCAAGAACUAGCGUGUUAUCCAAAUCCUGGACAGACAUUUGGAAGUCUAUUCAUCGGCUCCAUUUUGAUAUUCCUGAAGUCUGUAUAAAUUCUGGGACAUUCUAUAGACCAGACGAGCGCGCUAGUUUACUCGAAAGCCAAGGCUAUAAGCAUGCUGAAUGGAUCAACAAGGCCUUGCAAUCGCACAAGGCCUUUACGUUGGAGGAAUUCAAGAUGUGCAUCCGAUUGGGCCGUUCAAUGCAAGAAGAGAUUGACAAAUGGCUUUGCUAUGCUUUUGCUAAGAAAGUGCAGAGGCUAGAACUCGAGACUUUGAGUUCCAUUCGAGAGCCUUAUGUUUUCCCUGAGGGACUCCUUGAUCUGAGUAAUGAAACUACUCUAGAUAAAUCUUUUUCUAUAUACUGUGGUAAUUACACUCCUAUCGACAUACUGGGUGGCUUUAAGUCAAUCAGGUCAUUAAGGUUAUCAUGUGUGAGUGUUACUGGAGACGUUUUCAAAAUGUUUCUGCGUGAGUUCCAAUUUCUUGAACAUCUAGCAAUUCAUGGCUCGCAUGAUUUGACAAGUGUUGAAGUUUGCGGUUCAUCUAUCGCACUGCAACGUCUGGAAUUAUGCCUCUGUACGAAAUUACAGUCUGUUAUAGUAUCCGACAUAAAUUUAGUCUCACUUAAAGUGUCUGGAUGUUGUGAGCUCAUUCUUAAGAAUGUACCCAAACUUCGGGAUUUAUGCAUUUUGGAAAGGUUCUUUGAGCAAACCUUUUCGUUGCUUUCUGGCUGCCUGGAAAAUUUGGAGAUUCUUACCUUAGAUGUCUGGGAUUAUCCGAAAACAGAACAUUGGAUCCACAAGGUUCCUCAACCCAAUAGACUGAAGCAAUUAAACUUCAGUGCCCCUCCAUUGCAGAAUGAAGGAGGUCUGAUAGUUUUUGCUUAUUUGGUAGGCUUGUUUCCCAACUUGGAGAAGUUUGUAUUGAAGGUAUGUUCUUUGAAGAUUUCAACUUUUUCCUUGUUAUCUUGUCGUAGAUUAUAGAGGUUACUUGAAAUGACUGCGCAUUCAGUGCAAAACUCAGUUUCUACCCUUUGCAAUUUCAAAACCUUUCCAUGAGCUUUUGUGAGACUUUGGUCAUGAAUCAAUCCUUACAAGAUGCGAAGCAGAGAUACGUAGUCCAAUAGAUUUUUAACUUCAAAAUUGUUGUUAAUCUGUAGUGUUUAUGUCAUAGGUUUGUUUUUCAUUUUGGGCAGUCCGUGUUUCUUGUUUGUGGUUACCACGUUAUCUUUGUUCUGUUUUUUAGUUGAGACGGGCCUAUAGCUACGGCAUUGAGUCAAGAGCAUUGAUUAGAGCUCCAAGUCUUCCUCUUCAACAUCUUAAAGUGUUUGAGGUGCAUGGAUACCAAGGUCGUGGACUUGAACUUGAACUAGUCAAGUAUUUUGUAGAAAAUGCCAUGGUCCUAGAGAGGCUUACUGUUGAACCUCAAGUAUAUAAGGGAUAUGGGUGCACCGAAGUAGCCAGAUUGAAGGCUAAAAGGCAGUUUGAGGAGUUAAAAAAGCAGCUUGAGGAGUUGAUACCAAACCCUUCAUGUAUUGACUUAGUAGUUUUUUAGCUCCAAACAUGUCAAUAUAUGCUAGAGGUUUAUAGGUUUGCUAAGUUAAAUUUGUUAGGCAAAUUCGUCACAUUAAUGAAGUGAAAUGGUACAUUUGAUUGUGUACCCACUGCAGGGUGAGGUUCUCCCCCUCUUCAUUUCCAUCAAAUUUGUACUUCAAACAAGUUAAAAAGGCUUAUUUGAUUUGUGGGACAACAAUCCCUUGUGUAAUGGUCAUUGCUUCAAAAUGAAACUUAUUAGUGUUACAUUCAACAUACAGAACACAUUACACUUCACAUCCUCUAACAUUUAUAUAUAUAUAUAUAUAUAUAUA